Molecule: messenger RNA, 3501 nt
Organism: Coffea eugenioides
Lineage: Eukaryota; Viridiplantae; Streptophyta; Magnoliopsida; Gentianales; Rubiaceae
Exons: 3
Coding region: 1-3501 (1166 amino acids)
Biological process (GO): DNA integration
Molecular function (GO): nucleic acid binding
Source: RefSeq, a predicted model, not a curated record
AUGGCAAGGGGGCAAUUACAAUCUGUGAAGACUUGUGGUAUCUGUGCUGCUCCCGGACACAUGACUGACAUGUGCCCAACUCUCCAGGAGGAUUCACCUGAACAAGCCAACAUAGUGGAAGAUUUUUCUGGACCACCUCCACGAAGGAAUGAUCCUUUUGCACCCACUUACAAUCCAGGGUGGCGAAAUCAUCCUAACUUUAGCUAUGCUUCAAAACCCCUUGGCUUUCAACAACAUUUCCAACCACGGCCACCAGUGCAACAACCAUCCACUUCCAAUUCAAACAUGUCUCUUGAAGAUAUGGUGAAGUCACUGGCCCAAAGCACGAGUCAAUUACAGCAAGAGGCUCAAAGAUCUCAACAGGAGUCUCACAGAUUUCAACAAGAGACUCGUGCUAGCAUUAGGAAUUUGGAAGUACAGAUGUCUCAAUUGGCAACUUCCAUGAGCAACCUGGAAAAUAGCAAUAGAGGAAAGUUACCAUCUCAAGUAAUUCCUAAUCCCAAGGAGAAUGCCAGUGCAAUGCAAUUACGGAGUGGCAAGGAGGUACAGUCUCCUAGGCGUGCCCACGCCAAAGAAGAAGAAGUGCCCAGGAAGGGGGAAGAGGAAGAUGAGAAACAAUCCUCUGAAGUCUCAAAGAAAGUUGACAUUCCUCCUUUUCCUGGCAGGUUUACAAGAGCCAAAAAGAAAGAAUCUGAGCAAGAGAUUUUGGACACCUUCAGGAAAGUGGAGAUCAAUAUUCCUUUAUUGGAUGCUAUUAGGCAAUUGCCCAAAUAUGCUAAAUUUUUGAAGGGCUUAUGCACUAACCGCAAUAAGUGGAGUCUGGAUGACAAGGUGAAGGUGGGGGAGAAUGUCUCAGCGAUGUUUCAAAGGAAGUUGCCCCAGAAAUGCAAGGAUCCAGGUAUGUUUACUAUACCAUGCAUAAUUGGCAAUCAAAGAAUUGAAAAAAGCAUGCUUGACUUAGGUGCUUCAAUAAAUGUCAUGCCUCUCUCAAUUUUUAAAGUUUUGAAUUUAGGACCCCUCAAAGAAACUAGGGUAAUCAUUCAACUAGCUGACAGGUCGAAUGUCUACCCUGAGGGCCUAGUUGAAGAUGUUCUAGUAAAGGUCAAUGAAUUCAUUUUUCCUGUGGAUUUUUACAUUGUUGAUAUGAAUGAUGCAUACUCUACUGAUUCAGCAGUGAUUCUUUUGGGUAGACCCUUCAUGAGUACAGCAAGGACUAAAAUAGAUGUACAUGAAGGGACUUUAUCUGUGGAAUUUGAUGGAGAGAAGGUCACUUUUAAUAUUUUUGAUGCAAUGAAGCAUCCUGAGGAUACUGAGUCUGUAAAUUUUGUUGGCAUGACUAACACUAUUGUGCAAGAGAAUUUUGAACAGAAUUUCAUGGGGGACAAGUUGGACUUUGUCUUGCAACAAGGCAAGACCAAUUUGGAAGUGGACGACAUGGAGGAGGAGGAAGUCAAAGAAGCUAUCAUGUCCUUACAUUCACUACAUCCGCUUCCAGGCAGGUUUGAAAAUUCUUUUCUACCAUUACCCACUUCUAAUGAAAGGAUUCUACCUUCUGUUCAACAGGCACCUAAUGUGGAAUUGAAGGAACUGCCCCAGCAUUUGAAAUAUGCUUACUUGGGAGAUAACAAGACUUUGCCUGUAAUCAUUGCCAAUGAUUUAACUGCGUUGCAAGAAGAGAGGCUCUUACGGGUCUUACGAGAAUUUAAACCAGCAAUUGGAUGGACGUUAGCAGACAUCAAAGGCAUCAAUCCAUCCAUUUGCAUGCAUCACAUCCUUUUGGAGUCGGACGUAAAACCCGUGAGAGAGCAUCAACGCAAGCUCAAUCCUGCAAUGAAGGAGGUGGUGAUGAAGGAGAUUCUCAAGCUCUUAGAAUUAGGAAUUAUUUUUCCUAUUUCUGACGGCCAGUGGGUGAGUCCAGUCCAUGUUGUUCCCAAGAAAACUGGAAUCACGUUGGUGAAAAAUGAAAAGAAUGAGUUAGUGCCAAUGAGAUUGCAAAAUGGGUGGAAAAUGUGCAUUGACUUUAGGAAGUUAAAUGCCGCAACUCGGAAAGACCAUUUUCCACUCCCAUUUAUUGAUGAAAUGCUUGAGAGGUUGGCAGUAUACGGUGAUUCUUUUGAUCAGUGCCUAGACCAUUUAACAAAGAUUUUGAAAAGAUGCAUUGAAACAAACUUGGUUCUUAAUUAUGAAAAAUGUCAUUUCAUGGUUAAGGAAGGCAUAGUUUUGGGCCAUGUUGUUUCAUCAAGGGGUAUUGAGGAGGUGCCAUUCAUCUUUGGAGAUGAUUGCAAAUUGUCCUUUGACACACUCAAGGGUAUGUUGACCACGGCACCAAUCAUCCAACCCCCAGAUUGGAAGCUAUCCUUUGAGCUCAUGUGUGACGCCAGUCAGUAUGCCGUAGGAGCUGUGCUUGGACAGCGGAGUGGGAAGUGUAGUCACGUGAUAUACUAUGCGUCAAAAACAUUGACACCAGCUCAAUGCAACUACACCACCACGGAGAAGGAGCUUCUAGCCAUUGUUUUCGCUUUUGAGAAAUUUAGAUCAUAUCUAUUGGGGUCAAAAGUAACGGUUUACUCUGAUCAUGCAGCUUUGAAGUAUCUCUUGUCAAAAAGGGAGUCCAAGCCAAGACUCAUUCGUUGGGUGCUCUUGCUGCAAGAAUUUGACUGGGAGAUCAAGGAUCGGAAAGGGGUGGAUAAUUCAGUAGCUGACCAUUUGAGUAGGUUGAUAAGAGAAGAGGAAGCAGUUCCCAUAUCUGAGGUAUUUCCUGAUGAACAUCUCUUCUAUCUCAAAGGUAAGGAACCUUGGUAUGCAGAUAUUGUGAACUUUUUGGUCAGUCAUAAAUUCCCUAUUGGCAUGAGUAAGAGUAAGAGAGAUAAGAUAGUCCAUGAUUCUCGAUACUAUAUUUGGGACGAGCCAUAUCUGUGGAAAAUAGGCUCUGAUCAAAUUAUUCGUAGAUGUGUACCUGAAAGUGAAACUCCUUCUAUCCUUACUCAUUGUCAUAAUUAUGCAUGUGGUGGCCAUUUUGGACCUAAGAGAACUGCUAGAAAAAUCCUUGAUUGUGGCUUUUAUUGGGAAACAUUAUUUCGUGAUGCUUAUGCAUUUUGUAAAAGCUGUGAAAAAUGUCAAAAAUUUGGAAGUUUGUCUCAUAGGGAUGAAAUGCCUCAAGUGCCUAUGUUAUUUUGUGAAGUGUUUGAUGUUUGGGGUAUGGACUUUAUGGGACCUUUUCCUAGCUCUUUUGGAUUUUUGUAUAUUCUGUUAGCAGUUGACUAUGUAUCGAAAUGGGUAGAAGCAAAGGCUACCCGGACUAAUGAUUCUCAAGUUGUUGUAGGAUUUCUCAAAUCCCACAUUUUUAGUAGGUUCGGGGUGCCGAGAGCCAUCAUCAGUGAUCAAGGUACCCAUUUCUGCAAUCGCACCAUUGCAGCUCUCAUGAGAAAAUAUGGAGUGCACCAUCGUGUGAGUACAACAUAUCAUCCUCAGACCAAUGGGCAAGCUGAAGUCUCUAAUUGA